Seminavis robusta is the source of this 1293-nucleotide messenger RNA. Lineage: Eukaryota; Bacillariophyta; Bacillariophyceae; Naviculales; Naviculaceae. The record is from the annotation of a GenBank genome assembly.
AUGUUGUUUGAUCCUGUACUCGAAUGGGGUAUUGGCAAUAAUAGUAACCAAAAGCAUUGGCUGCCCACCGUGGAGCAAAGUGGUCGAUGGGCCAACAUUCCACUCUGUCGAAUACCAGCAACACCAGAGUCACAACAGCAAGGCGACAAAAAGGAUAUUCAAGAGCGCGACAGGCAAGACCGACCGAAUACUGACAUCAGUUCUUCUGACAAGAAGAAACACUUUUUGUCAGCUUGUGUGUGGGCAUCCGCUACCUUUACCACUCGGGGAUCGUCGGAUCCCGACACGUCGACUUCUCUGAGACUGAUAGAAUGGCUCACCUACCAGUUUGAGAUUGCUCAGUUCGACCACGUUUACAUUUACGACAAUUCUCCUACCGAUGGUGCUACGACGUUGGAAUCGGUAACACGUCUCUUUCCUUCCCAUCAAGUUACUCGGAUCCCUUGGAAGCACCCCGUCUGCAACAAUAAGCCACCUGGUUCGAAUAAUCCUGGAGAGCGCAGUAGUCAAUAUGCCGCCGAAGCCAGUUGUCGCAUCCGAUACGGGCCCAUGACGCAGUGGCUGGCAGUUCUGGAUACCGACGAGUACUUGAUUCCACAACAGCAAAAAUCGCAUGACAAGAUAUCUUUGCGACAAUGGUUGGAACAGGCCAGCAUAGAGCAUGGCGAUACCAAGAUUUGGAGCUUUUAUCAGACCCGCGCCAUACCUAACAUUCGACUAAUGGACGCGGUUGCAUCGGCCAACCAUCCACAGUUUCAAUGGAAGAAACGUGACAAUACAACCUUUUUGGAAACUUAUAAUUGCGACCGUCUACAGUUUCCAAAGCCAGGCUGGGCUUGGCGUGCUCAAAAGCAAAUCUUUCAGCCGUCCUUUGUCCUCAUGCACUUUGUUCACUAUUCCAUCGUCACACGACGACUGCUCGAAGCACCCAACGAAUGGUCAGGCUUGUACAAAGAUCGACCACCGAACGAACGACGUGUCGACGAACGAAACCAAGCAUUCUUGCUUCAUGCCAAGACGACAUCCCCCAAGGCGACAGAGUAUUGGAAGAAACAGUGCCCCGUUGUCACCGUUGACGAUACAAAGCCAGACAGAAAAGGCAAAGACAAGAAAAGUAAUGACUGUCCUGUUGGCAUUCCGUAUCCCCCGGGAGCCAAGGAGGGAGCGACGGAUGCUGGGGGACGAGAGUACAAUUGCUAUCCCCACGAAGUCGUUUCCGAGGUUGUGGUACCUAGAUUAAAAGAGCUUUUGCCACCGCUCCUUCAACGGUACCGCGAAAUAAUCAAAUACUAG